CGCUUUGUCUGCCAUUGCUGAAGAACAAAACACUACAAUUUGGUGAGUAGAGUGAAAGAAAUGACAUCAAUGGACGACGUUGAUCGAUUGUUUGAAUGCUUCAAAUGCGGCGUUUCUCCUCCACAAUCUGCGGUGAGAGAAAGAAAAAGAAGCAAGAGCAAAUUGAAGCAAGAAAUUCCUGAAACUCCGUCGCCAGGGUCAUCCAUCCAACCGAAGAAAAAGAACAAUGUUGGUUCAACAAGUGAGAAACGGAUUUCUCCUGUUGUAUUUUACGGAUCUCCAAAUGGAGUGCCGCCUAAAAGGCCAAUUAGUUUGUUACGACUGCUUCGUGAAAUACGUAUUGAUCUUGCACAACAACAAGAAUCCAACUUGAGGACGGAAGUAUGGGCUACAUUUCCAAGGCAAAAUGAGGCAUUGAACUUCGCAAAGGAGCAUGUCAAUGUGCAUGUUUUCAGUUAUCAGGAUCACCAUAACGGACAAAGAAGGUUUCUUGUUUCUUCAUUCAAGGAGUUCUGGAGAAGAUACAAAAUCAUGGAUCCCAAGUUUCGCCACCACUAUGAAGUAAUUCAAGAGGGUUUUCCAUGCCAUCUCUAUUUCGAUUUGGAGUUUAAUAGAAGAGAAAAUGCCGGAAACAAUGGAGAUGAAAUGGUUGAUCUCUUGAUAUCUGUCGUUCUAGAAGCAUUACUGGAAAAGUAUCUUAUUCAAGGAAACUGUGACUGGAUAGUAGAGCUUGAUUCCUCCACUGAAGAAAAGUUCUCACGCCAUUUGAUUUUCCGCAUACCAAAGACUGCUUUUAAGGACAACUCACAUGCAGGUGCAUUUGUUUCAGAGAUAUGCUCUCGGAUCUUAAGUUUGAAGGAAAAAGAUGGAAGAUAUGGCAAACUCUUCAUAAGAAAAGAUUCAUCUUCUGAACUUGCUACCCAGUCUUUUAUUGACACUGCUGUCUAUUCUAGAAAUCGGGUAUUUCGUUUAGCUUUAUCAUCCAAGGCAGGGAAGAGUUCUGUCCUGCUACCCACUGGGCGCUUCAAAUGUAAGGACAUGUGUGAAGAGGAGAUGUUUAUGGAAUCAUUAAUCUGCAAUAUGGAUGCCAAUUGCAAGAAGCUUCUUGUCUGCAAAAUGGACUUGGAUUGUGUGAAGACCCUGCAUUUUGAUACAGAGACAAACUAUUCUAGUAGAACGUAUGCUAUCACUCAACUAAAUGAUGCUCCAGUGACAUAUAAAUUGGGAAAGUCGCCAUUUCCAUAUAUGGACAAUUUUGUAGAAUCUAUUGCCACAAUUGGAAGUGUAUCAGGGAAAAUUCGCAGCUGGUAUUGGUUCUCUGAAUUUGGAUUGAUGGUCUACAGCAUGUCAAGAAAUCGAUAUUGUGAACGAAUUGGCAGAGAGCAUAAAAGCAAUCACGUUAUAUAUGUUGUUGACCUCAGAAGGGCAGUGUAUUAUCAGAAAUGUCAUGAUCCAGAUUGCCAAGGCUACCGAUCUCCCUUGCGACCAGUUCCAUUAAAUUUGAUCCCAGAUCCUGAAAUUCUCUGCGGUUCAAAGCAGGAUUCAGAUUAUAUAGGGUUAAAAACUGAUAGCCUGGGCUGUCACUAUAUGGAUGAUCAUGAAGGUAUUCUGCUUUACAAUGAUGAAAAUGAUACGGACAGUGGUUUUAAAGAUUCUUGGUGGCUUGAAGCUGUGAAAGUUGCUGAUGGUAUAGAAAAUGAAAAGACAUUGCAGCUUAGCAUUGCGAACAUUGACGAAGAAGAUGACAACUGGUGGAUGCUUGUGGAAAAGACUGCAUCCCAAGCUGAGCUAACGCUCGCUGGUUAACAUUUUACAUCCGUUCCAGCAGGUUAUAUUAAAUUCCAGCUUGUGUGCUGAUAAGAAAUGCUCGGUGAAGCCAACAAAUGAGGGAUUUGAUCUGCAAGACCUAGCUCUGCAGAACUCUUCUCGUGAAGUAAGAAGUUCAUCAAGUGACACAUUGAUGAAUUCUCACAAGGUUCAAGCUGCCAUUGUUGUUGGAUUUAAAGAAAUGUUGGUUCUUCAUGUUUAUGGAGACGACAGUAUUCAUUUCUUGCUUCAAAUUCUUAUGUAGUCGGAAUCAGCUGCAUGUACUACUUCAAAUUCACUCGGAGGUUGCUGUAACUACAAAUUAAGUUUGAUCAAGUGAAGUGAUCAUCCUUCAGGAAGCAGACGUACUCCGGCCUUGUGCGCAUGUUUUAUCUGAUUGCUAUUUUUUGGUCCUCUUAUACCGACUACAAAAUUAGCUUAACUUCCCACUUUUGUACAUUAGAUUUUAAUGAUUGUGUUGUAUCGAAGUCUUAGGAAAAAUAAGAAUUAUAUGUGUAAUUAUUUAAUCAAACUGUUUAUUAGGAGGAAUUUGUCUGAAUUCACAAUAAACAACGGUUACAUUACUAAUA
Messenger RNA from Mercurialis annua (annual mercury), 2396 nucleotides. RefSeq lists its product as uncharacterized. Gene Ontology annotation, cellular component: mitochondrial matrix; nucleus. The record is from RefSeq and is a predicted model, not a curated record. Lineage: Eukaryota; Viridiplantae; Streptophyta; Magnoliopsida; Malpighiales; Euphorbiaceae. Gene Ontology annotation, biological process: mitochondrial DNA replication; replication fork processing; error-prone translesion synthesis. Gene Ontology annotation, molecular function: chromatin binding; DNA-directed DNA polymerase activity. The coding region runs from base 61 to 1806 and encodes 581 amino acids. The transcript has 14 exons.